CUUAACCCCGCUGUUAUUGCGACUGGCUUCGCUGAGGAUGGUCAGCAAGUUCCCGCAGAAGGCCAGGUCGCCUCCUUAACAUCUAAGAACAACUUUAUCAACUUCUGCCUCACUGUCAAUAAGCCCAUCACAAAUGGCCAGCAGAUCAAGACCGGUUCGUGCAACCCAGCUCCGAUGGGUGUCAUCGCAGCGACUACGAACAUGCCAUCCUCGAAAUUCACUAACCCGAAGAACUUCGGUAAAGUUAAAGCCAACACGGCGUUCACUAUCGACAUGGCUAUCAACAACCUCGAGACGGGCAACUUUGUAAAUGCUGCGUCUAAUUAUUACAGCGCACCCCAGCAGGUUAACGCUCAGGGCAACAUCAUUGGACACACGCAUGUCGUUAUCGAGCCACUUGACAGUCUCAACCAGACGACUGCGACUGACCCGAGCAAGUUCGUAUUCUUCAAAGGUAUUAACGGUGCUGCUGUCAACGGUGUUGUAUCUGCGGAUGUUACCGAUGGCUUGCCUGCUGGCUCCUAUCGUCUGGCAUCGAUCAAUGCUGCGGCGAACCACCAGCCCGUGCUCGUUGCCGUUGCUCAGCACGGUUCUCUCGAUGACAUGAUCUACUUUACGGUCGAGUAA
This is a messenger RNA of Fomitiporia mediterranea MF3/22, 627 nucleotides long. RefSeq lists its product as uncharacterized. The transcript has a single exon. NCBI's taxonomy places the organism in Eukaryota, Fungi, Basidiomycota, Agaricomycetes, Hymenochaetales, Hymenochaetaceae. The annotation marks the transcript as partial. The record is from RefSeq and is a predicted model, not a curated record.